This is a messenger RNA of Lymnaea stagnalis (great pond snail), 6361 nucleotides long. The record is from the annotation of a GenBank genome assembly. NCBI's taxonomy places the organism in Eukaryota, Metazoa, Mollusca, Gastropoda, Lymnaeidae.
ACUUUUUUCUUCUUUCUAUCUGGUUACCCUAGCUUCAACAAAUGGAAUGCAUGCUGAUGAAUUGAGACGCGCGACAACUUUAGUUUGAAAUGUAAUUGUUGUUGACUAAAGCAUCGUUGAGAUGGCAAUUAACCGCGGGGAUUGUGGCUGGAAGAGCUUAGUUGUGGCUUGUCGAUUAUUCGGAAUAGUAACUGCCCUCGGUAAGUAAAACCGAUGAUGAUGUUUUAACUUUGACCUCGAGUCAACUCGUGUGAUGUUUAGCCACAUUCAUUGCGAUAUUUACAUAUUUGACAAGCUAUAUAUUAUUACCAUACAACAACAUAUUAUUUGAUAUUAACAUCACAGCAUUAAAAUCUUUAAUUGGAAUUUAUACCUAAACUAACAGCUUCUUGUUUACAGAAUUACUUCACCAGACCAGUGGUAACCUAUUCAAUUCAGUUUCAGCCAUAUUUUUGGGGGGUAGCAUGAUUUGGAGCUUCUUCAAACUUCUUGUUUAUGAAUAUGAAGUUGUUUGUUUACUUACGACUUAAUAAUAUUACCAUAUUACAUACUCUUUACUUAAUUCACUAGUAAGGUACUUUAACAGCCUCUAGUACUAUUAAUAAUACUAUUAUGUUCAUCUUACGUCACAUAAAAUUUAUCUACCUAAAUUCUAAAUUAUUAUAAUUUUAAUAAAUUUAAAACUAGCUCUAGGUAAAUGUUUGUUUGGCUGGCAUCUCAUUUCCCAUAGCCGCCUCAGGCCAUCUUUACAGCAGCGGAGGCCCUGGGCCAGUGAUGCACUGAGGCUCCCAAUCCUCUGUGCCAAUGCCUCUAUAUACUCAGGGCCAUGUCAAGGAGGGAGCGAGAUGGCCGAUCACCCCGAGCGCCAAUAUCAGAGGGUGGCAAAAUCUUCUUAGGAUAGGCCCUUAGUAGUGGAUUAAACGAUAAAAUCCCCAUGUACAAGUUUUUCACAAGAUUUAAAAAAUGAAGAAAAUCAUAUUAUCCAAUAUUUUUUAAUUAAUGAAAACACAACUUACUUUUUCAUUGAAGACACUUUUACACUCUUUAUUGCAGAUUCCACCAAACCAAAAAAACAAAAGUUGUCCAAAAAAUCAAUAGUUAAUACAAUUCCAAUUUUACAAAAUGCCUGAAAAUUUAAAUGUAAUAAUUUUAGCCGACCAAUUAAAUUAUAAUUUAAAACUAAAAAAAGAAAAGAAAAGUUAACUCUAGUAACGAUCCAAGCGAGAAAAUCCUACACUGAAACUCUAAGUGGUGUGCUGAACCAACAUUAGCACUAGCUCUAUGUCAUAGAUAAUGUCUGUCUAAGCAAGUAGGCUAUUUUGAUCAAUUGUAGGACUGUUUUCAAAUAUAUGCAGGGUCUGUAGUCAAUCUAUAAAUGUUCACUUUAAAUGAACAAAAAAAAAACACAAAAAACCCAAUAAAAUAUAUUCUAUAAAUAACAGCAACCAAUAGUUUUCAAAACCGUUAUUCAAAUAUCUGAUAUCAUUUUAUAGCCAUAAUCUUGUGUCUAAAGCAUAAACUCCUUGUGUAUUUUAUUUUCAGUUCUUUGGGGUGUUGGUGUUGAAUAUGUUUUUUAUGGAGCUGUCUUUGGUGUUUAUUACAUGUAAGUCCAUUAUAAAUAUGAUGUUAGUUAUUCACAGUAAUCUGUAACAAGUGUUGCAAUCAUACCUUUGAGUAGUUGUCCCCUAAUUAAAGUUUGAUUAUCACAGGUCAUAUUAUUUGGGCCUGUCUUAAUAUUGCUGCAUUGAAAAGAAACAUGUCUCCGUCUUAUUUUAUUUAUAAAAGAUUUAGGAAUUUUUUUGUAGUAGUUAUAAUUAAAGACAGCAUGGCAUGACAACCACAUCUUAGUUGAUUGUUUUUUUUUAAAUGUUGUUUCAACAAACAAACAAAAUCCUCAUGAGUUCAGCAGUUUGCAUUCAGAUUUAUUGAACAAAAUAUGCUUUUCAUUUGUUUUGACAUAAGCUCCACAUAUUUGUCAUAUAUUUUCAUCAGGCAAUAUUACAGACACGAUCCUUUCAUCACAUUUUUAUCAUUACACAUACGUUGUCCUCAGCUGACAGGGCUUGUUUACAAAUUAUAAAUCGUAAAUGAUAGUAGCCAUACUAAUGGGCAAUUUUUUUUAUCUCAAAGAUUAAAAUUUGUGAAAUAAAUUUAAAGUUUAUUUUAUUGUAGUGGUCAGAAUAAACAAAAUGAUAUAAGAAAUUAUGGGAUUUUUACAAAAAUGGAAUUAAUUAAAGAUAUUUAAAUGUGGAGAACAUUCUUCCUUUACUCUAAUUAAGCUAGUGCAGUGAUAUACCCACUUCCCGCCAACCACAUAUGAUAAUUUAUACCAGUUAUAUUAUGGUUACUGUACAGGAUUAUUUUUAAAAUUCUUUUUAUAAUGGUGCAAAUUUUUAAAAAAAAAUGUUAAAGAGCCACAUGCAGCUAGAGGAUUGCUGAUGGCUGUGCUAGCACAUGAUUAAAAAUCUAUAAAUGUAAACAAAAGUUCUGCUUCGGAAGCCAUAGCCUAUUGGAUUCUCAACAUGGAGUUGUCACUGAGAUAUUUGGCUUCAACAAUUUGCAGUGUUAAUGUACCUUAAGGCACUGUUUUAUUUUACUGAGAAGUUAAAAAAAUAAUUUCUCUUUUUUUCUCUCCAUAUUUCUAGAAUCAUUGCAAUAGUCAUAUCAUUUUUGGAAGUUGUUUUCUUAUUGAAUCAUGUUGUGGAAGUGUGUGUCAGGUAAGUUUAUACAGUUGAAUUCUCUGCUGUCAGAACCAUUGUGCAGUGAUAAAAUAUUUUGUAAUAUAGCUUUAUAUAAGAAGAGAUAAGAAAUUAACCUUCAAAUUAAACCUGCUUUACUUUUAUGUACUAAUUUUAGAAAAAAAAUAUAAUAGAGUAUUUAAUUCUUUUAUAUCCAAUGUUUCGAGAACCAGUGAAUAAAAAUUGUUUUUACAUUUACAGCCGAACUAGUAUAUUGGUGAGAAUUUGGGAUAUUGUUUUGUGUAUUGAUGACUGGAAAAAAGGAGGUCUCUACUUUGUGGUGUUUGCUCCUCCAUGUUUUGUGAAACCAGCAGAGGCAGUUCUAGGUAUUCCUGCAGGUAAUCUCAUCUAUACAUAACAGAUAGUUUCUGUGUCUGAGUUGCGAAAAUGAUCUUCCAUUGUGAAAUCAGGAUAUACAUUUUUGUCAGUAAAAAAUUAGUCUUGCAACUUUCAUUUGUUGUGCUAUUUGGUUCCUGAAAUACAUUUGAAGUUCCCUGUCAGAGCACAAGAAAAAGUAAUCAAAAUUAAAUUUGAAAAAUAACGAGGAAUUUACUAAAGGUGUUAAUUUAUGGACUACGCGUGUGGUGGAUAUUAUUUCAAUGAUUUAAUUUUUUUUAAUCUACUCAAAAGUUGUCAUAUUACCUUAAUUUAAGAAAACUUUUUACAAUGAUGACGUCUUUAUCACUAGAUUAAAUCUAUUUAAUUGUCAAAAUGUUAGUACAGUGAUUCCUAUAGACAUAUAUCCAUGAAGUAGCCGCCUUAUAUUUAAGUAAUUAUAUAUAGUUUAAGGUUUUAUAAACCUUCCCCUUACUCUUUAAACCUUUUCAACAGUCUUAUAAACCCUUCCUUUGCUCUUAAAUACUUUCUACACUCUUGGUCGCCUCCCAUCCAUCAGCCAAUGGUGUGCAAUAGCUGCGUUUUCCAUACAUGCCAGUCUUUGUCUACUCAUUCUGUAUGCUAUGUUUUUUAUUUUGAUAUAAUAUUCUUUUAAUGUUUUAAUUAAUAUCUUGUAUAUUUUUUUAUAUUGUUUUCAAUUUUCUAGGUUAUAAAAUUCUUAUUUUACAGCAAAGAUAUCUAAAAUAAUAAAUAUAUAAAAAAACAUAUCUAUAUAUGCAUGUACCUCAAAAUCUCACAAUAAAGCAAAAAAAUAUACGAUACAAACUUACAUGUAUAUACAAGAAAAAAAUCUAUGAUAAACUGAGGCCGUGAACCUGUGAACUGAGUAAAUAACAGACUUUAAAUUAUAUUUAAUUUUGACCUUGUCGGGGCUUAUGGGACAGUAGCGACAUUGAUUGACCCUUUUCCUCACAAAAAAAAUAUUUGACAUAAGCAGAAAUGAACAAUGGUAAUCAUGGUAAAGCCUGCUGUCAAGAAAUGUUAUGCUGCUUACCCCUAUAUUUAUUUUAAUUGCUAAAAGAAAAAGUAAAUGAUCAGUCAGCAUUUUGAAUGCUGUAGUGUGAAUGGCCCUCUUGUAACUAUUGCAGCAAUGGCACUUCGAGAGUUAAAAUAUAUUAAAUUUUGUUUAUAAAUGACAAAAGAAAAUUCUUCUUUUUUUUUUUUACACAAUUUAAAACAUUUUUUGGGGAUCUUCAACUUAAAUAUUUAUAUUUCUAAAUUAAUCAGUUGGAAAUCACCUUGUAGAACUUUUUGCUAAGCUAGUUAAGUUUUAUUUACAUAUCAUUUCAGUAGAUAAUCUGUAUCACAUUGAAUGUUGUUUUUUUUAAAUAUUGCAUAUAUUUACAAUAAAAUUGCAGGCUGCUUAUUGAUUGUGACUGGCAUUUUAUAUAUGUUAAAAACACUAAAAACUAAGAGGGAUGAAGAGAAUGAAGAUAUUUUACAGAAUACAGCAUAUAACAGGUAACAAUAUAAUAUAAUAUAUUUGUUAGUUUUCAUUAAAUAGAACAGUGGGCUUUAUAGUUGACCUUCCGAAGAUGCUGAAAACACACAUCAACACUCCAAAUGGAUGGAGCUUUUGUAUUGACUUGUCAUGGCUACCGGUGUGCCAAAAUACAAUGCAAUAUGUCAAAUUAACACUGCAACAAGGAUGGGUGGCUCCCAGUGUGUUACUGAUGACAUAAUAUGUACAUUUCAUCUAUGGUAGCUAAUUCCAGUCCUUUUGAAAGACUCCUACACUGGAUUUAGCCAACACACCCUGACAAGUCAGCACACGCUGAAAAGCCAGCACACCUUGAUUAGCCAACACACUCUGACAAGCAAACACAGUCUGACAUUUUGAUCAUACUUUUCAAAAUUGACUUCAGAAUACAGAGUUAAAUCUCACUGAAGCUGAAAUGGCAUUAUAGAUAUGUCUGUCUCAUUGUUAAAAUUUUAAAAUAAAUUUUAUAUUCUCUAUUUAAGGUGAAGGCUUGAUAGGAUUUUUUAUCUUUAUAAAUUGAGCAUCUUAUCCAUUAUUUUUGUUAUUAGAAAAUUCUACUUGCAUUAAUAUGUUUUAUAGUGCAAUGCUUUCCCAAAAUUAACUUUUGACAGAAGAGCCCAACUUACUUUUGAAUCCUUUUUUGAAUUUUUGUCUUACUAUGCCGCAAAGAGCUGUCCUUUAAAAAACUUUCUGAAUUCGCAACUGUUCAUACAACAAAAAUAAGUAAAUUUUUUUCGGCAGUAAAACUGUCUUUUUUUUUUUUUAAAUGGUUUCCGUCGGAGAAUUAAAAUUGUAAAACUUGUUUGUUGAGGUAGUUUUGGAAUAUAUGGCCAUAUAAAUUAAUUAUGUAUCAAUAGAAAACAUGUGAGAUCUGUUAAGUGUUGAAAUUAGACAGUUAGAAGAAAGGGAUUUUUUUGUUUGACUCAGUUUGGCUAUUAAAAAACUACCACACAGCUGCACAGUACCAGUAUUUACAUUAAAAACGUGGGAUAGACUGAUCAAAAUAUAAAUCAGGAGCCAAGAAUUUUUUCAUAGGAGCAGAGUGUUAAAAAAAUAUUUAUUGAAUUACUGAUAAGUUUUUUAGACCAAGCAUCAUGUUUAAAACCCUUUGAGAUGGUUAUCGGGGUUCUCCAAUUCUUAGGGAAGUGAAAAGACAACUCUUUUUUUGGCAUAGUUCUGAAAAAAGCCUACGUAAAGAUUAAAAGCAUGUUCCAACAGCCUGAGUCUGAAUAAAGUUUAUCUUUCUACAGAUUUGAAGAUGUCCAGGAGGAAGUGGAGGACACUAUGGUGAAUCCCACCAACAGUCCAACGGGUGGCAUGACAAGUGUGGCUGACCAAUCAGAGAUUUUAGACUUGUAGUUUUACCUCACCGCUACCCCAAACUAUAUGUGAUGCAUACAAAUGGUUGUUUUCUGCUGCUGUGACCAUUUAGUUCUGUACUCAAAUCUUCUCACUGCCUUCAUUACUGUUAGACGUUCUCUGUGCUUUAAGCUACAGUAUUACAAAUUUGUGAAGGUGCUAGUUUAUCCGAGUACUUUUAUAAUUAUAACUGUCUUUCUGAAUGAUACAACUUUCAAGAAAAAGAUGCAAAUGUGUGAUGCUCAACUUUAACCUGAUGUAAAUUUUCUCUAUCACAGACAUGAUUCCUGCAGAACUUUAAAAUCUUAUAAAAAAUUAUUCCCUUGCUAUUUUGUUAAAAAAAUCUUUCGAGAGAUGCAUUUUUGUGGAAUUUAUUGAAAGUCUUUUU